GGGUCCUCGGGAGUCCAGCUGUGCACCGGCUCCGUACUGAGCUGCUGGUCACGGCCCCAGGGCACUGAACAGCCUCCCACCCCUGCAGGCCGCCCCUACCGUGUGAGGAUGUACGCUCCUGCCAGGGGGCUGCUCAUGGCCCUGGCUGUGGUGUUUGGGACGGCCGUGGCAUUUGCACCUGUCCCUCGGAUCACCUGGGAGCACAGAGAGGUAGGACUGGUGCGUUUUCAUGAGCCAGGCGUCUUCAACUACUCAACCUUGCUGCUGAGUGAGUACAAAGACACCCUGUAUGUGGGCGCCCGGGAGGCUGUCUUUGCCCUGAACGCCCUCAAUAUCGCCGAGAAGCAGCACGAGAUAUAUUGGAAGGUCUCAGAAGACAAAAAAGCAAAAUGUGCUGAAAAGGGAAAAUCAAAACAGACAGAAUGCCUCAACUACAUCCGAGUGCUGCAACCACUCAAUGCCGGCAUGCUCUAUGUGUGUGGGACCAACGCCUUCCAGCCCAUCUGUGACCACCUGAACUUAACAGCCUUUAAGUUUCUGGGGAAGCAUGAAGAUGGCAAAGGAAGAUGUCCUUUCGACCCAGCACAGAGCUAUACGUCUGUCAUGGUUGAUGGAGAACUUUACUCCGGGACAUCGUAUAACUUUUUGGGAAGUGAACCCAUCAUCUCUCGCCAUUCUUCCCAGAGUCCACUGAGAACAGAGUACGCUAUACCUUGGCUUAACGAGCCCAGCUUCAUCUUCGCAGACGUGAUACGAAGAAACCUCAAUGACACAGAGGGCGAGGAUGACAAAGUGUACUUCUUCUUCAUGGAGGUGUCUGUGGAGUACGAGUUUGUUUUCAAGCUGAUGAUACCAAGGGUAGCCAGAGUGUGCAAGGGCGACCAGGGAGGACUGAGGACAUUGCAGAAGAAGUGGACCUCCUUCCUGAAAGCCCGGUUGAUCUGCUCCAAACCGGACAGCAACCUUGUCUUCAACAUGCUGCAGGACGUGUUUGUUCUCCGGGGCCCGUGGCUGAAGGAGCCCGUGUUCUACGCUGUCUUCACCCCACAGCUGAACAAUGUGGGGCUGUCGGCGGUGUGUGCCUACAACCUGUCCGCGGUGGAGGAGGUCUUCUCCCAUGGGAAGUACAUGCAGAGCGCCACAGUGGAGCAGUCGCAUACCAAGUGGGUGCGCUACAAUGGGGUGGUGCCCAGGCCGCGUCCUGGAGCGUGCAUCAACAGUGAGGCCAGAGCGGCCAACUUCACCAGCUCCCUGAACUUGCCUGACAAGACACUGCAGUUCGUCAAAGACCACCCUUUGAUGGACGACUCUGUCACCCCAACCGACAACAGGCCCCGGUUAAUUAAGAAGGACGUGAACUACACCCAGAUCGUGGUGGACAGGGUGCAGGCCCUGGACGGGACUGUCUGUGACGUGAUGUUCAUCAGCACAGACAGGGGCGCCCUGCACAAAGCCGUCAGCCUGGAAAGCGGCGUGCACAUCAUUGAGGAGACGCAGCUGUUCCCAGACUUUGAGCCUGUCCAGACCCUGCUGCUCUCUUUGAAGAAGGGCAAAAGAUUUGUCUAUGCUGGCUCCAACUCGGGCACGGUCCAGGCCCCCGUGGCCUUCUGUGGAAAGCACAGCACGUGUGUGGACUGCGUGUUAGCACGAGACCCCUACUGUGCCUGGAGCCCGCACGCCACCGCCUGCGUCACUCUGCACCACGAGCACGGAUCCGGCAGGGGUUUGAUUCAGGACCUGAGUGGGGACGUGUCUGCUUGCCCUGAUAAAGUUCAGGGAAGUUACCAGCAGCAUUUUCUCAAGCAUGGCGGCACAGCAGAGCUCACAUGUUCCCAGAAGUCCAACUGGGCUCGAGUGGUGUGGAAGUUCCAGAACGGCGUGUUAAAGGCUGACAGCCCCAAGUACAGCCUGCUGGGGAGGAAAAACUUGCUCAUCUUCAACUUGUCUGCAGGGGACAGCGGGGUCUACCAGUGUCUGUCGGAGGAAAUGGUGAAGAAUAAAACCGUCUCCCAGGAGCUCGCAAAGCACGUUUUGCAGGUGAAGUUAGCCGCACACACUCUGGUGGCUCCCACCCUGCCGGCUGUUCAGACAGAAGAGAGUAGAAUUGCCCCCAGAGUGUUGGCGGGAGCCACCCUAGGGGCCGCUCCCCAGACACCGGUUGUGCGGGUCACCACACCUGGUGCCGUGAUGACCCCACCCUCCCACCUCGCACCCACGAGCAUGCCCUGCCAGCCAAAGGUCGUCAUCAACACCAUCCCACAGGUCCACUCGGAGAAGACCAUGUACCUCAAGUCCAGUGACAAUCGCCUCCUCAUGUUUCUCUUCCUCUUCUUCUUUGCAUUGUUCCUCUGUCUCUUUUCCUACAACUGCUACAAAGGCUAUCUACCCAGCCCGUGUCUAAAAUUCCGCUCCGUUAUGUUACUCGGGAAGAAAAAGCCCAAAUCCGAUUUCUCUGACUGUGAGCAGAAUGUGAAGGAAACGUUGGUGGAGCAGGGGAGCUUCUCUCAGCAAAAUGGGGAGCAGCCCAAGCCGGCGCUGGACACGGGCUACGAGACGGAGCAGGACACCAUCACCAGCAAGCUCCCCACCGACCGCGAGGACUCCCAGAGGAUCGACGACCUUCCCGUCAAGGACAAGCCGUUUGAUGUGAAAUGUGAGCUGAAGUACGCGGACUCGGACGCUGACGGGGACUGAGGCGGGCUGCCUCUCCUCUUCAGAUGCCUGGCGAGGUCCUCCCGGCUGGCUGGCUGAGCACAGGCGCGUUGGGUGGCAAGGGCGUCUGUGCGCAGGUGCCUCUCGUGCUCUGCCAGGCAGCGAUCCCAUCCAGUCCCGCCCUGCGUAGAGAAGCCCCCAUGCACAGACCCCAGUCCUCUUGUCUGUUAGGUUGAGCUUAUGACUUGGUUUCUCUGACCUUUUGGGAAGCAGCAGGCGGCACACCCUGGUCACGUGUGCCCCAGCUGGCUAGCGUGCUGGAGAAUGCACCUGCAGGAGGAGCCGCCGACUCACCUGAGCCCUUGCUUUUGUUGGGAGAGACACAGGCUCAGCCAAGCCCGUUGGCCCAAGACGAGUUGUACCUUCAGCCUUCCCUCCUCAUCGCGGCCACUAACAAGUAAUUUAAUUCCAGAUUGGAAAUGACAUUUUAGUUUAUCAGUUUGGUAACUUAUAGUCUGUUGUCCAGAUUGGCACGAACCUUGUCUGCCACUUAAUUUUUUUAGGAUUUUCGUUUUGUUGUGUUGGUGUUUUUUUUUUUUUAAUUUCUGAAGCAGAUGAAGAAGAUGUAUCUUCUAGACCUUAUUGUGUAUCGGGAUAGAAUACGGCUUAAGUUGCUGAUGAUUCUCAGGGAUGAACUUACUUUUGCUACAUGUGUUCUUUCUGCUUUUAGAAAUGCAAACCCAAAACCAUCUUUUGAGCACGCUUACUUUUUUUUUUCUCCUUCUUCAUUACUUGAGGGAAAUGUUGUUGCUCUCAGAAAGGUUUUUGUUUCGUCCUUUUUGUGUGUGUUUUUCUCCUUUUUAAAAACCUUCUGAAGAUGAGAAAGCAGCAGAGGACUGCCACACAUCCAUACAACUGGAUUUGGGAUUUUGAGCAGGGACAGUGACCUCGCGGGCUCCAGGUGACGCCCAGACAGCGGAGGCUGGGCUGCACCAAGCCACAGGUGAAGGAGUGAGCACCUUACAACUGGAUGCACACAGCCACUGGCUGAAACCUUCUGUCCAGACUGACAGUGCUAGCCAGGACUUCCAUGGCUUUCUGAACAUCUUUUUCUUUGCUUUGAUCUCACACCCACGGCCCAUCUACAUGAGCUUCUCCACAACUGGAAACGGCCUAGGCGGUGGUAGGCGGGCAGCUGCUCCAGAGGGCCUGGGAGACGCCCUGCGUAGACCGUCGGCCACGCCAGACCUGCCUCUUGGUGGUGGAAGGUGUAAGUGGGUGGUACGAUGUCACCUUUUGUUUGUUACCUUCACCCUUCCCUGACCCUCUGUGAAUACCAUCAGAGGAGACGUUCUUCCUGGCAAGAGCAAUAAACUCUGGAUUUUGUGUGCCUGUGUAGACAGCCUCAUCUUCCAGUAUGAUAUCAUUGGACCAUUUUGGUGUAUACAUUUGUGUUUUAUAAGAUUUACUUUGUUUUUAUUUUUCUACUUUGACUUGUAUAAAUAUGAAAAGUAACUGAAUAAAUAAGAAAUACACGUCCUCGAUCUGGGCAAGACUUUAUUGAGCCGACGAGCUGCAUUUGGCUACCUCCCGCUCUGCAGUGUUGAAGUUGGUGUGUGUCGUGCGUGGGGUGCUCCCAGGCUUCCGCCUUGUGUCCCUGCAUGGCCCCAGGGGGGCGGGCAGCGGAAGGUGGGCCUGGGGGCAGCCGUGAAGUCACUCACUUUCUUUUCGUGUCAUCCGUGUCCAUUUCCUGGUUUAGUUUGCCUUUCUGAGCAUGUGACGCGUUCCUGCUGACGUUUCCUCAGUGCCUUCUCUCUUUUCUAUCCUUUUCUG
Loxodonta africana (African savanna elephant) is the source of this 4485-nucleotide messenger RNA. It is a transcript of the gene SEMA4D, whose product is annotated as semaphorin 4D. Gene Ontology annotation, biological process: ossification involved in bone maturation; positive regulation of cell migration; negative regulation of axon extension involved in axon guidance. Gene Ontology annotation, cellular component: plasma membrane. The transcript has 14 exons. NCBI's taxonomy places the organism in Eukaryota, Metazoa, Chordata, Mammalia, Proboscidea, Elephantidae. The record is from RefSeq and is a predicted model, not a curated record. The annotation marks the transcript as partial. Gene Ontology annotation, molecular function: semaphorin receptor binding; chemorepellent activity.